ACCUUUCUAGGUCUUCAGCUGAUUCCAGCUUUUUGGAUGAGGAUCACUUGCUCAUCCCUAAGUUAAGAAGGACCAAAAGUAUUCAGAUGAAGAAACUUGAUUAUUUUGAGUCCGAUGACCUGUUUGACCCUUCAUCAAAUGAGAGUGAAGAAGAAUAUGUCCCUAAAAGUAGUGAAGAAUACAGUGAAGACACUGACACAAGUGAAAUUAUAGAGACUGAUGAUCAGAAAAUUCUUCUUCUCAGACGUUUUAGGAAUAUUGAAGAUUUCACAGCUGCAUGUCCCCCUGUAAUGGAGCAAAACAUUAAUAACAAUUCUACCAAGCGAGGAUUUCAGAGAGGACGUUCACCUACAAAAAAGCGUGAAGAACAAACAAAAUACAAAAGGCGACAUUUCAGCUCUUCAAGCUGUCACACUAAAUCCAUAGAUAUGGCUCGAUCAACUGAUCAUAGUGGAAGUUCAAGUGAAGAAGGUAUUUCUGCUACAUCAGCACCUGUUGCAGAAGACAAUGGCCCUUACUCUUCAGUUGCACAGGAUGGAUUCCCUAACGCUCCUCCUCUCAUACCUGCUGUUGAGAAAAGUAAGAGUGGGUCACGCAUUUACAACAAAAGACAGUACUGUUUGUACUGUAAACAGGGAUUCAUAAAAAUUGCGAGGCAUUUGGAGCAUGUUCAUCAUGACAAACCCGAAGUUGCAAAAGCCACAGCUUUUCCUAAAGGCUCCAGCCAGAGAAAGUUACAUUUGGAACAUUUGAGAAAUAGGGGGAACUUUGCCCACAAUGUUGAGGUACUAAAUAGUGGUACUGGAACACUCGUCCCACGUAAGCAACCAAGCACAACAUCUGAACCACAAAACUAUCUUCACUGUACCUAUUGUCAAGGACUGUUUGCAAAAAAAGUUCUCUGGAGGCACAUGAUCAUCUGCAAGUUUAAACCAAACGCUGUCAAGAAACCAGGCAAAACACGUGUCCAGUCUCUUUGUGCCUUUACUGUAUCCCCUCCCCCAGGAGUAAAGACAGAGUUCUGGAAAUUGUUAAACGCCAUGAAUCAAGAUGAAGUUUACACUGCUGUAAAGUCUGAUGAACUCAUCAUAGAAUAUGGGCAGCAUCUUUACAACAGACUUGGAUUUGAUGCUUCAAGACAUGAGUAUAUUCGCCAAAAGAUGAGAGAACUGGGAAGAUUGUUGAUUAAUUCAAAGAAAACAACCCCCAUGAAGACAAUUGAGGAGCAUGUAAAGCCUGCAAAUUUCAUGUUGGUUGUAGAAUCGGUGAAAGACCUUGCUGGUUUUGUUGUUGAAACAAGCACUUACAAAUGCCCAAGUCUUGCUUUGAAGAUUGGAUAUAGCUUGAAAAAGAUAUCAGAGCUUGUUGAAAGUCGUGCAAAUGUACAGGGCAAUUCCAGAGCAGCCAAAGAUGCUCAUGCACCCAAAAAACCAUAA
Molecule: messenger RNA, 1436 nt
Organism: Xiphophorus couchianus (Monterrey platyfish)
Lineage: Eukaryota; Metazoa; Chordata; Actinopteri; Cyprinodontiformes; Poeciliidae
Exons: 2
Coding region: 87-1436 (449 amino acids)
Source: RefSeq, a predicted model, not a curated record